Molecule: messenger RNA, 1956 nt
Organism: Ochotona princeps (American pika)
Lineage: Eukaryota; Metazoa; Chordata; Mammalia; Lagomorpha; Ochotonidae
Gene: VTI1A
Product: vesicle transport through interaction with t-SNAREs 1A
Exons: 9
Coding region: 229-813 (194 amino acids)
Biological process (GO): Golgi to vacuole transport; vesicle fusion with Golgi apparatus; intracellular protein transport
Cellular component (GO): endoplasmic reticulum membrane; late endosome membrane; Golgi apparatus
Molecular function (GO): SNARE binding; SNAP receptor activity
Source: RefSeq, a predicted model, not a curated record
UGGUUUCCAAGGCUGAGAGGAAACUAAAAGCCGCCCACAGCCCAAUUUUCGGGGGGGACCGAAAUCGCGACGGACAACCAGGAAGCGACGGGGCUGGGAGCUUUACCCCCGGUUUUCGGCUCUGCUGUGGAGCGCGCCCCCAGGGUGUCGGUGCGCCGCAGCUCUGUGCCUCGCGGGGUCCCCGACCCCGACCCAGCCUCCACCGGGGCCAGCUGCUCAGGAGCCAGCAUGUCAUCCGACUUCGAGGGUUACGAGCAGGACUUCGCCGUGCUCACUGCGGAGAUCACCAACAAGAUUGCCAGGGUCCCCCGACUGCCUCCCGAUGAGAAGAAACAGAUGGUUGCAAAUGUGGAGAAACAGCUGGAAGAAGCAAAGGAACUGCUUGAGCAAAUGGAUUUAGAAGUCCGAGAGGUGCCACCCCAAAGUCGAGGGAUGUACAGCAACAGAAUGAGGAGCUACAAGCAAGAGAUGGGAAAACUCGAAGCCGACUUUAAAAGGUCACGGAUCGCCUACAGUGACGAAGUACGGAAUGAGCUCCUAGGGGAUGACGGGAAUUCCUCGGAGAACCAGUUGAUAAAAUUACGUGAAGAGAGGGCACAUCUGCUCGAUAACACAGAGAGGCUGGAAAGGUCAUCUCGGAGACUAGAGGCUGGAUACCAAAUAGCAGUGGAAACCGAACAAAUUGGUCAGGAGAUGCUGGAAAACCUCAGUCAUGACAGAGAAAAAAUACAGCGAGCACGUGAACGACUUCGGGAAACAGAUGCCAACUUAGGGAAAAGCUCCAGGAUCCUGACAGGGAUGUUGCGAAGGUAAGAACAAGAAUCAUCCAGAACCGCCUCCUGCUCGUCAUCCUGGGGAUCAUCGUGGUCAUCACCAUCCUCACAGCCAUCACGCUGUCUGUCCGAGGACACUGAUGUAUCUGCUCCCCUUGGCAAACAGCGAUGGCGGCCCGUGCUGAGUAAUUAAGACAAAAUGGUCACAUGAAUCAUUCCACGCUGACAGCCCCUGGGUGACCCUGCCUUGUCCCUUCCCCGCCCCUCAGCUCCAGGGCCAAGAGCGUCAAAAUGUUUUCUGUCCCUGUUUGCAUGCGGGCCACUUGCCCCCUCCAGGUUUGUCAUCAGCCAGGUUUGUUUGGAGAGGGGAAGGCAGAUGUGCAUUUACCUUUUGGUGAUUUCUUCCCCUCACCAAAACCACCCCGGCGCCAUUCUCUCAUGCCCUCUGCACACGCCAGGGCCCAUGGUUUGGGAGAGAGGGGUCACUCGCGGGAGCUGCUGUCACACACCUUGUAUCACGGAAGGACCUUUCUGUGAUGUCCAAGGUUAAAAAUGCAGGCUGAAAUAGAGCCCCGGCCAGCAACCAGCACAGGAGCCCCGAUCCCAUCCAGGCAGAAUAGAACACUGAGCUCACUGAAUAUUUGUCUUGCAAAGAUGGGUAUUCAGUGUCAGUUGUGCAGGAAAUUGACUUCGCACUUUCCUCAGUUUUCUGUUGCAUGAUUUCUUUCUUUCUUUCUUUCUUUCUUUCUUUUUGAAACCUAAGAAUAUUUUUUGCUGAACCUGCCCAAAACCCACUUUUCACAACUUUGGCCACUGGCUAUGAGGAAUAUUUUUUCUCUCCUUCCCCAAAUCCCAUGCUCUUCAAAAUUCACUGGCAGAGCAAGCCCUGGCACAGAAUCUAAUUGUGACCCCAUCUUCCCUGACCUGUGUAAGCGUCUCUGUAUCCAUUCGGUUUUAAUAUUUGCUCUGCCAAAAACAGCCCUGCUACAUGCAAAGGUCUGACAAGGUCCCCUCCACACCCAGGCCAGUAUGCAAAGAGGACAUGAAUAUUUCAGCGAGAGCAAGAACACGAACGCUGUCGGUGUGAAAUUUCCAAUGUGAUUGUCAAUGUGGGCGACUCCCAUAGGGCGAUCCAGUAGAAAUAAACUUAAAGGAAAAUGUUCACUAACCUUUAAAAGAAUAA